This is a messenger RNA of Colletotrichum karsti, 1341 nucleotides long. RefSeq names its product glycosyl hydrolase family 18. Gene Ontology annotation, molecular function: chitin binding; chitinase activity. The transcript has 2 exons. Gene Ontology annotation, biological process: carbohydrate metabolic process; chitin catabolic process. The record is from RefSeq and is a predicted model, not a curated record. Gene Ontology annotation, cellular component: extracellular region. Lineage: Eukaryota; Fungi; Ascomycota; Sordariomycetes; Glomerellales; Glomerellaceae. Bases 1 to 1341 code for a protein of 446 amino acids.
AUGCAUUUCCAGCGCCCGACGUGCAUCAUCACUUCGAUAGUUGUUCUCCUGGCUACGCUCUUCCUGACGCAUACCUACACCGGCCUCUUCUCUCGAGUCCCGCUCCCCAUCUUCAAAUCACCAUCACCAUCAGACAACAUGGGUGGCGGUCCAGGUGAAGGCUUCCGUUCGGUGGCCUACUUCGUCAAUUGGGCCAUCUACGCUCGCAAGCACCGUCCCCAAGACCUUCCCGUCGAGAACCUCACCCACAUCCUCUACGCCUUCGCCAACGUCCGCUCCGACUCGGGCGAGGUUCACCUGACUGACGGCUGGGCCGAUACCGACAUCCACUGGGAGGGCGACAGCUGGAAUGACGUCGGCACAAACCUGUACGGCUGCCUGAAGCAGCUCAACCUCCUCAAGCGCCGCAACCGCAACCUCAAGGUCCUGCUCUCCGUCGGCGGCUGGACCUACUCGUCCAACUUCAAGAACCCCGCCAGCACCCCGCAGGGCCGCGACACCUUCGCCCGCAGCUGCGUCGACCUGAUCAAGAACCUGGGCUUCGACGGCAUCGACAUCGACUGGGAGUACCCGCAGAACCACGCCGAAGCCGCCGACUUCGUCGCCCUCCUGCAGGCCGUCCGCAGCGCCAUGGAUCACUACGCCUCCACGCUUCCCGAGUGGUACCACUUCGAGCUCACCGUCGCCUGCCCCGCCGGCGCGCAGAACUACCAGAAGCUCGACCUCCCCGCCAUGGACCGUCUCCUCGACUUUUGGAACCUAAUGGCCUACGACUACGCCGGUUCUUGGGACAGUCUAGCGGGCCACCAGGCGAACCUGCAGCCAUGCCAACGGAACCCCAGAGCUACCCCCUUCAGCACCGCCGCCGCCCUUUCGUACUACACGUCGCAAGGCGUAAACCCCAGCAAGAUCGUACUCGGCAUGCCGCUGUACGGCCGCGCCUUCGAGAACACGGACGGACCCGGCGCGCCCUACUCUGGCGUCGGCGAGGGGAGCUGGGAGAAUGGAGUCUUCGACUACAAAGUGCUGCCGCUGCCCGGUUCGCAAGAGCACGUCGAUGAGGAGACGGGCGCGAGCUACUCCUACGAUCCCAGCAGGAGGAAGAUGAUCACCUACGACAACGUACACAUGGCGCGCAAGAAGGGCGAAUACAUCAGAGGGUGGGGUCUCGGAGGCGGCAUGUGGUGGGAGAGCAGCGCCGAUAAGCCCGGCCAUGAGUCUCUUAUCGGCAACGUCGUGCAUGCGUUCGGAGGGCCGCACGCGUUGAUGCGACGGGACAACUGCAUCACCUACCCGGAGACCAAGUAUGAGAACUUGCGGAACGGGUUCCCAAAUCAAUGA